This is a messenger RNA of Mycena citricolor, 3152 nucleotides long. NCBI's taxonomy places the organism in Eukaryota, Fungi, Basidiomycota, Agaricomycetes, Agaricales, Mycenaceae. The record is from the annotation of a GenBank genome assembly.
AAGUUUGUAACUUUCAGUCUCAAGUUUGUGGGAUCAAGCAGAACUAUUAUUCACUGAAGUCCUUGAACCAGCCUAGAUUAUCGAAGUGCAGUCGGCGGAAUCAAAGUACCGAUAUUUCAAGUGCCAAAUGAACGACUUGUUUCCCGAAUCUCCGACCGCGGGAGACACUGCCUCGGUGAUCAUUCCGUGAUCGCAUAUAUAGCAGUUGUCACUUGCCAACGUUUCCUCAUCGUACCCCUUUCUCUACACAUGAGCUUCUUGAAGAAACUAGGAGAGCUCGCUGAAAGACUGCCAGAGGGCGUCGAGCAUGCUCGGGACCAAGUUAUCGGAAUGCUGAACCCCAAUCGUCGUCACGACGAUCCGGAAGAGAAGCGCCAAGACGCCAUUCGUGCUGAGAUCAAUGCUGGACAUCGCUUUGACAGUUUCGCAACGGAGCGUGCAGAGAACUUUGUCAAGUGGCAUAUUGAUGGACACGAUUACAUGUGGGCGCUGUCUGAGAUGCUGGACAGUGCCAAAGACGUCAUCUUCAUCCAAGACUGGUGGCUCACCCCCGAGAUCUAUCUCCGCCGCCCGCCCGCCGCAUACCCGCAGUACCGCUUGGAUCGCCUGUUGAAACGCAAGGCCGAGGAGGGUGUCAAGAUCCAUGCCAUCGUCUACAAGGAGGUCACUCAGACGAUGACCAUGUCGUCCAGCCACACCAAGAAUUAUCUCGAGUCUCUGCACCCCAACAUCAAGUGUAUGCGGCACCCAGACCAUAUCGGCGCCAAGGAUACCGUCGAGUUCUGGUCGCACCACGAGAAGGUCGUGGUGGUCGACAACCACUACGCGUGCAUCGGUGGGCUUGACCUGUGUUUCGGCCGCUGGGACACGCACAACCACCCGCUCGCGGAUGUGCAUCCGACGGACUUCUCCAGGACGCUAUUCCCGGGGCAGGACUACAACAAUGCACGGGUAAUGGACUUCCAGAACGUCUACGACUACGUCAGCAACACGCUGUCAUCGCUUGAAAGCGCGCGCAUGCCCUGGCACGAUGUGCACAUGACCAUCUGCGGCCCCGUGGUGCUUGACGUCGUGCAGCACUUUACCGAGCGAUGGAACGAGAUCAAGAAGCGCAAGUACCGUGAGAAGCAGGAAUACGUGUGGCUUGCCCUUCCCCACAACGUCGAAGCCGCCCCGAACGAGGCUGUCGUCCGCCACCCGCAUCGAGAUGCGUGGCACAGGAUGGGACACAAGUACAAGCAGCGGUGGCUUGGACUGCCGGAAGAUGAGGAAGACCCGCACUAUCCUCCACGCAAGACCCCUGGAAUGAACGUCCAGGUUGUCCGCAGCGUCAGCGAUUGGUCCCAUGGAGUUUUGACUGAGCACAGCAUUCAAAAUGCUUAUUGCCAACUCAUCCGGGAGGCGGAGCAUUUUAUCUAUAUUGUUCUUGUACGUGGAGAAGACAUACUGCUCUAUGUCAAUCUCACCUCGCUCAGUAUUUCGUCCACUAACAAGGACGACGUCGUCAAGAACCAGAUCGCUGGCGCUCUGGUCGAGCGUAUCGUGCGAGCUGCUCGCGAAGACCGCAAGUUCCUGGUCUUCGUCGUCUUCCCGGAGCUGCCAGCGUUUGCUGGCCAAGUCAAAGAUGAUACCUCCUUGAAGACGAUCAUGGCCGCUCAGUAUCGCACGAUCAACCGCGGAGGACACAGCAUCUACGAGGAGAUCCGCAAGGCCGGCUUUGAACCGACCGACUACAUCCGCUUCUACCAUCUCCGCGCUUACGAUCGCAUCAACGCUCCGCUGCAAAGCUACAUCGCUAAGGCGGAGGAAGACAGCGGAGUCAAGUACCACGAGGCGCAGGUCGCGUUGGCCCGUCAGUGGGUCGGCAACGAUCCGGACGGGCUGAAGAAGGUGACCGUGACCGUGCCCCUUCCCACGCAGGAAGGAGUCGUCCUCUCGAAAGAGGAAUCUGUCAAAACCUUCACUGUCCCGAUCCCCGAAUCUGCUGAAGAGGCCAAGGGCGUCAUUGAGCGAUUCGAGGAUGCCGCUCGCAACAUCCGCGGGGACGAAGACGUGUCCGAUAAUGUUGUGCAGCACAUGCUUCACGACCGGACCAGCCUGCUGGACGAAAAGUGGCUUGGGACUGAGCAAGAGGAGUUGGAUUCCUAUGUUUCCGAACUCCUGUACAUCCACACCAAGCUGAUGGUUGUGGACGAUCGUCGUGUCAUCAUGGGCUCCGCCAACCUGAACGACCGUAGCCAGAAGGGUGACGGUGAUUCCGAGAUUGCGAUGGUUGUCGAAGACACAGAUAUGAUCGAUUCGACGAUGGAAGGUCGUCCGUACCAAGUGGCUCGCUUCGCCGCCACUUUGCGUCGCAAGCUCUUCCGAGAGCACCUGGGCCUGAUUCCCCCCCAGAAUGUGCACAAACACGCCGACGUCGACGAUUUCAUGCACCCUGCACCCCAUCCGAACCCGGAUGAGACUCAGGACGAGGAAGAUGCGCUCGUCGCCGAUCCGCUUGCGGAUGAAUUCGUUGAUCUCUGGAACAGCACUGCCCGGAAGAACCGGGAAGUGUUCACCGAGAUCUUCCGCCCUGUCCCGUCGAAUCUCGUGCGGGACUGGAAGGCUUAUGAUAAUUACGUGCCCAAGGUUAAGACCGGGCACGUCGUCCCCGGAAUCCCGCUCGAACGGGUCAAGAAGCAGCUUGCAACCGUCCGGGGUGCUUUGGUCGAGUGUCCUACCGACUUCUUAAUUGACGAGAAAGAGUUCGUGGAGGGUCCGGACUGGGUUGGCCUCAACCCCACACUUCCCAUCUACAUCUAGAGGAGAAGAACUUACGACAAGGAAUCUACGUACGAGUAGAGAAGAAUCUAUGGAAUGUUACGAGUUAUUGCUGGAGCUUCGAUUGUUGUCAGAAGUGGAUGAUUCUCACACUGGAUGUUUUGGUAAGAACGAUGAUGGUCCAAAACGCACGGAGCGUGAUCAUCUCUCGAAAGGACAUACGACGCAGAACACGGCGAUGCAUUCAAAGACGACGGUGACAUUGCUGCAUGCCCGUCAGCACGCUUCCUGGACUUGCGAUUUGUCCAGACCUGGUCGAGAGUUUCGAUGGCACCCUCAACGGCCGAAUACAUCUGAGACGCUUGGAAUCUACAUCGAUUGGCGGAUCACCC